Messenger RNA from Paramisgurnus dabryanus, 4095 nucleotides. RefSeq lists its product as uncharacterized. Lineage: Eukaryota; Metazoa; Chordata; Actinopteri; Cypriniformes; Cobitidae. The record is from RefSeq and is a predicted model, not a curated record.
GAAGUUGAAAUAAAACAGAACUGUUGUUUAAAAUACCACAGCACAUAUAUAAAACUAGUACAGUAAUGUUUUCCAGUCAUUGGAUUUAAAGGCUUAGGGAAGACUCAAAAUCACAUUCAUUCACAGCUAAUUUGGUCAAGUCUUGGGAAACCAUUUUGUUUUAGGUCUUUUAUUUGUACCACUUAGCUUGAGCAGAUGUAGACUUCGAGAACAUCCAUAGUAUAGGGUCAUACUUUAUUUAACAUAAUAACAUGUUAUCCUAAACCAUUACUGGGCCUCUAUACAGCUGAUGAAUAUGAUUUUGGCAAGCUUGGAUGUGAUCAACAUCUUUCCUUUAUUCUUGAACAACAUUUAACUAAUGGAGUUUUGGCUUAGGUGUCGAGUUUGUUAUAUUGCUGUUAUUGCUUCACCAAUGGAUGUCAGUUCCCUUGAUAUUAGAAGAUACAGUAAUUGUUAGGAAAAGACAAAGGUUUGGGAUAGUGUUUUUUUUUCCACCAGUGUUGAUCCAUGACCUAAAAGCAUGUUGACCUAGAAAUCCAUCCUACUUGGCAAAAUCAUGAUCAUUCUCUAAAGACAAUGGGUGCAACAAUGAUGACAGACAGCUUUCUUCUGACUCUCAUUAAUUAUUUAUGAUUGCAGGAUUCUUGCACAUGGAAAUGUUUUUGAACUUGCCUCUAUUACAGUAACUGAACCUGUUGCAUAUGCUGUUUUGGUUUCUUGUUUAUCUCUCAUUCAUCAUAAAUAUCCCUUCAAUAUCUUUUAUCAUACUUUCCAUACCUCAUAUAAUUUAGGUUUCUUCAUCUGAGGAGGAUAUUCAAGCUGAGUGUGAACUUUCAGACCAUGAAAAUGUCUGUCCAUCUCCAUCACCCAUGGGUUUAAACAGUUUGUCAGAAAUUCCUCAACUAAAUCAAUCAGAGGCAUCUCAAAAUGUUUUUGAUUUCAGUCAGGUAACUAUUGCCAGAUUUUCAUCAAGUGAAAAUGCAGCUGUUUCGCCAACAGUUGAAACUGGCAACAUAGUACCCGACCUACUGAAACACACUUCACCAGACAGUCAAGAUGAAGAAUCUCAACUCCAAGUACCAAACUGUCAGGAUGAAAUUUCUGUGGCUUUAGAUCAAGUGUCCCCUGUGUAUGAAAAAAGUGAUUUAGAAAGCAACGAAAAGUCAUUAAAGACACAACUCUCUGAAUCCAGUGAAAUGUCAGACACCCCUCAGUCAUCUCCAUGCCAUGAAAUCAAAUCAUCUGAAAGUGAUAGUUUGCUUCCUGAUAGAAUCCAAAUGUCUGACCAAAAUAUCAGUCCUCAUGCUCUUCCUGGUACCAUAAAUGAGGCUCAUGACACUUUUUUACAGAGGCCUGAAACAUAUCAAGAAGUCUCAAGAGUUACUCCAGACCUAAUUAAGUCCUCUCCAGAAUCAGAUCAGGUGUUUGACAACAAAGAAAAGUUCAGUGAUUUUGACACAGCAGCAUUAUUGCAAAGCUAUGAGGUAGAACAGCAAAAUGUUGCUGAAACUUCUCUUGCAACUGCAUCGCUGCUAUCAUCUACCAAUAGUGAAAUUACAAUUUUGAAUCAAGAGCAUUCUGAAAACAUCAGCUUUUCACAGCAACCCUCUGAACUAUUUUUGACUAAAGCGGAUCCCAAGACUGACUCUCAUGAUCUAUCAGAUUCUCCAGGAGAGCAAGCAGAAACAUCAGGAGAAUACUGGGAUGAGAAUGAAGAUUGCUAUUGUCCUGAAGAAGAGCAUGAAUUAGGUACACAAUUGAAUUUAACUCAUGAACCUCUUAAAGAUGACACUCACAGCUUCAGAAAUGAACUGUUGUCCCAGUCUGAAACUGACUCGGACACAUGGAUUCAAUCUGGAAAAGCACAGUUGAGUGAAUCAUCUCCUUUCUUUAGCUCUGACAUCAGUCCACAAACACCAGAAACAGUCAUAGCUUUUGAACAUUUUGACUUUGAGGAGCAAUCCUCUGAACUCAGAUCAGCAAGUAUUGAAAACCCUGGGUCAGAAGACUCAGUGCCUUGCAAGCCCACAGCACCCCAAUGUUCAAUACGGCCACAGUCAGAAUCAUCUAUGUCUGGUGCACCAUUCCAUCCGCUAGACGAAAAGCAUUUUGGUCGUAGUCUGUCUGAGUCUUCUCAACCUCUGGUAAACAUGAAUUCAGCAUUUGAGGAACCUGUUUCCCAGGAGAAUUUAUUUUCAGAAGAAAAACCUUUUGACCAGUAUCUCUCUGAGACUUCUGAAUCCUUGGCAGGUAGUCUCACCAAGUCAGUGCUCGAGCAACCUGUUUCCCAGGAUGACAGUGGCAAGGCAAUAAUCGACAAAGAUUCAGGACAACCGGAGUCAGAAGCGGUUGUGUCAGGUGAAACAUCCCCACAGUCAGAAGAAAAACCUAUUUCUGAGUUCUUUGAACACUUGAUAGAAACUGUAAAUGUGAAACCAAUGCUUUCUCAAGAAAGCUCAGGAACUUCUUCUCAGGAUGAAAAUAGUAAGGGUUCAAUUGCCCAAGGUUCUAAACGGCCACUCUCUGAAUCAGAUAUGUGUGGUUCAACAUCCCAACAGUCAGAAAGUCGUUCUGGUCGUUGUCUCUCUGAGACUUCUGAACCCUUAGUGCUCAAUCUUUACAGUCUGAAUAAUCCACUGCUUGAUGAACUGCAGAAAGUGGCUCAAACAGAGAACCCAUCAUCUGAUCAACCAGCCAUCUCAGAGGUGGACGUUUUACCAGUUUUUGAAAUUGAAAGUGCAAAAUGCCAUCUUGGUGUAUAUCAAGAGGAUUCAUUUAUUGAAAAAACAUCAAAAGAAUCAGUAGUGGAUACUAUAUCUCAACUGCCUGAAAACAAAAACUUAGAGGAGGGCACAGAGAUGGAUUCCACCCCUUUUGUACCAAAGCCAUGCAAAGAUGCAACACCAAAACCCAUUGAUCAACAUGAAGACUCUGAUCUGGAGACAUUUUUUGACUGCAAACAGACCACAUCAGACUACUCUGAACAAGAGGAAGACGAGCCAUGGAAAAACCCAAUAGCCCUUAGUAAGAAUGUCCUGAAGUCUACCGUUGAAGAACUUAAACAACAACUAGAUCUUAGUGGUCCCUCAGCACAUGUGCCUUCUGAUGAGAGUCCUCGCUGGUCUAUAAAGUCUUCAGAUAGUGACGAUUUUGAGGAUUCCCCUACCAUCCAUGAACCCAGUGAGGAAGAGAAAGAUGUGUACUUUUCAACUCAGGAUUCUUCUUCACAACCUCCUCAGGAGCUUCCUCCUCGAGGAGGGGCUGAGUAUAAUGAUGAUGAUGAUGGUCUGAGGAGGGAGAUUGAUGAGGCAUUAGGUGUGCUGUCAGAUAGCUCUGAUGAAGAUGUGCUGACCACCAGAGUGGUGCGAAGAAGAGUCAUUAUACAGGUACAGACCUUGAAAACGGGGCUCUUAGAAUUGGGACUGAGAGUUGGUUGCUCCAUGUUGGAGGUUCAGUUGUUUCAGAGGUUCCUAACUUAGUACACUAGAUGAUACGUUUGGCUGCCAAAGCCUACUGACUAACCCAUCCUCAAUCUGUUGCACGAUGGUCUCUCACUGAUCUCUAGUGUUUCUAAACUGUCCUUGGUGCAGUUUUAACGGAAUGAGCGAUCAAACAAUAUUUUAUUUGGCGGAUUAAGGGGUGGGGAUCAAAAAUCAAAUGUUGGGUAACAAAUAAUUGGACAUGUUUAUAUUACAGAGCAGUUAGAGACCAUCUGGAGGACUGUAUUCAAGUGUGUCUAUUCCCUUGAUGUUUUUUGUUCUCUUGGAUGUCUACAGCGCUAAUGUCUUUUUCUGAAACUGAAACUACUUUAAAAUCCUGCAACUGUGGCUUAACCUCCCUGCUCUUCAAUAUUUGGUAGAAUUUGUCCAUUUUUUACUAAAAUGAAAUGUUAUUAGAGUUAACCUGAGAUCACUGUAAUAUGGUUGUUGACCCUUGAGCACCACAAAAUGGACAACUUCUAUGAGAAGUGUGCAACUUUCAAUAUAAUUGUAAUAAUAUUUUUAGUAUUAUUUUUACUUUUGCUAACCCAAACCUUUACCCAACUCCAGGGGAAGCUGGCAUAUUGAGUACACUUCUUUAGCUGGUGACAUGUAC